GUUCAAACCCGGAAAUAACGGAGUGUAAUAAAAAAGCUGCACGAGUUUGAUGUAGAGUAAACUUUCUCUGCAUUUGACGAUUUCAACAUGGAGUCACCCCUGUUUCCCAGAGAGUCUGGGCAGUUCAUAGCAGAGCGGAGUCAGGAUGUGUUUGUGGAAGAGGAAGGCGUGCAGAAGGUGGCGGAGAUGCUCUACAAACUGCGACACAGUGACGAUCUGACCGCCAGUGGCUGGAAGAAAGCAAACCCAUUGGCUCCGGCACCCGACUCUGACCAGGCCCUGAACUGGGUGUUUGUGGUGGACACCAUGAACUUUUCUUUUUGGCCAGAGAAGGAAACUGAACAGUGUGAGGUGACCUUUAAAGGGAUCACAUACACAGGCUACAUGACCCUGUGUGCUGCCAUCACCAGAGCCAUGGAGGAAGGUGUCCCGAUCACUGAUCCGAAGUACUUCUCUCAGAUGAGUGAGGAGGAGCUGGGACACGUCCUGCGAUCAGACAACCAAACCGCCAUGCCAAUGCUUCAGGAGCGACACAAGGCGCUGACUGAAGGGGGGCGUGUUCUGUUGGAAAACGGUGGAAGCUUCCGUAGUUUUAUCAGCAAAGCUGGGAACGACGCCCAGAAGAUGGUGGAGCUCAUCGUUGAGAAGAUCCCAUCCUACAGGGACGAGGCUACAUAUGAGGGCAGGAGAAUCUCAUUCUACAAGCGUGCUCAGAUCCUGGUGGCAGAUUUCUGGGGUGUCAUGGCAGCCCGAGGUGAAGGAGACCUCAUCAACAUGGACUGGCUGACCAUGUUUGCAGACUACCGGGUGCCUCAGGCUCUCGUCUACCUCGGGGCUCUUCGAUAUUCUGAUGCACUGAUGCAAGCACUGAAGAAAGGCGAGCUGCUGAGCUCAGGAGACAGGAGAGAGGUGGAGAUCCGGGGUUGUUCGAUCUGGUCUGUGGAGCAGAUCAAACAGUGUCUGUGUAAGAUGGUGCAGGAGAGAGACGGACAGACCUGCAGCGUCAAUUCGGCAAUCAUUGACUUCUACCUGUGGCCGUAUGCCAAGCAGCACCACAAAGAGAUGGCCCACAUUCCCAUACACCACACGCGCUGUAUUUACUACUGAAGAGCGGGCUGGCAGCAGCACAUACAGUAGGCGGCAAUUCUCAGAGUGCAGCCUUGGCAUCGGUGUCUCUCUCUGGGAUAAAUCAGAGCAUGCCUCUGUGCCAGAUUUAUGUAUCAAUGAUCCGCUCUUUAGUCCUCAUUAAAAAAAGGUGUCAAGCUCUAAUGUAGCUUGUAGGGCUGUAUGGAUGAAGCUACUGUUUGCCUUUUAAAGUUAAUUCAAUCAUUCUUGAUCAUUUACCACAAGAGUAUUCAAUACUGUACUGUGUCUGACCAAACCAUUCCAGAGAAAUGUGCCUAGUAAAGGAAAUUUGUUCAUGUGAUUUGACAAUUAAUGUUAAGAAUAAAGUAUUUUUGUAAGAUA
This is a messenger RNA of Cheilinus undulatus (humphead wrasse), 1467 nucleotides long. It is a transcript of the gene qng1, whose product is annotated as chromosome 5 C9orf64 homolog. The transcript has 7 exons. Lineage: Eukaryota; Metazoa; Chordata; Actinopteri; Labriformes; Labridae. Bases 88 to 1107 code for a protein of 339 amino acids. The record is from RefSeq and is a predicted model, not a curated record.